Molecule: messenger RNA, 9710 nt
Organism: Neolamprologus brichardi
Lineage: Eukaryota; Metazoa; Chordata; Actinopteri; Cichliformes; Cichlidae
Source: RefSeq, a predicted model, not a curated record
GGCUGAACGAUCCAGCUGUGGUCACGUGAGCAGUGUGGCGGCAGCUGUGGUUCCCGUGCUGUGGCUCGGUUCCGCUUCGGAGUGUGACUAAACAGCGUCAGCUCGCCCCAAGCCGGCGGCCGGAGUCCGGGUCGAACCGACGGCACGGAGCGCCGGGAGGCGGCGGGCUGGCCGCCUGGGACCAAGCCGCGCCGCGGGGCCUCACCGGAGCCAUCUUCGUGUUCUCGGCAGGCACGUUCGACCCCCGCGGUCGCUCACGGGUCUCCGACGGCCGCCGCUCACGGGGAUUCCUGCCGUCACAGCCAGGUUGCGGGCCCAAGAUGGCGGCGGAGGCUGCGCAGUACUGGCGGAGGUGACGUGACUGCGGAGGACGCCGCGUGCGCUGUUGUUUGCCUCCCACCAUUAAAGACCCUCCGCGGCCAGGUCGACCACCGAACCCGAACAACGGAUCCACGGAGCCCCUCGGAAGCGCCCGGCGCGCGGGGGCGGACACAAGGAUGCUGUCCUGACCUGUCGUGCAGAUGAAUAAACUCCAGGAUCCUCGUUGGACCUGUUCAUGGCUUCUAAGAAGAAGCAGAAAAACAUGGUGUUCCAUCAGGAAAGGGCGACCACCCCUGCAACAGCAACCGCUGCCAGCAGCCCCCCUUUGUCAUGGUGCGUCACCCCGAAACCCGGGAAGGCGAGCGAAGGCGGGGUGGAGCAGGCCGUCAGGAGGGGCACUGAGCAGAAACAUCCUGCCAGCAUGAAGCCUCAGUCGGACACUCUGCCACCGGAGAACACCUGCGGGGGCAUCACAGUGACCCUGGAGAACCACAGCAUGUGGAACGUGUUCUUCAGAUGUGGAACAGAGAUGAUUCUGACCGAACAAGGCAGCAGGAUGUUCCCCUACUGCCGCUUCCGCAUCUCCGGCCUGCAGCCAUCCAGGAGGUACGCUCUGCUGAUGGACGUCCAGCCGUUAGACAACAGUCACUACAGAUGGACCGGCAAGAACUGGCAGGCUGCUGGCAAAGGAACGCGGCAUGUAAAGAGUCAGCCUUUUGCUCAUCUCGAGUCCCCGGCGACGGGCCAACACUGGAUGCAGAGUCCGGUGUCCUUUUACAGGAUGAAGCUCACGAACAACGUCUCAGACCGAGACGGGAACACUAUCCUGCAUCCGAUGCACCGCUACCUGCCGCGGCUGCACGUGGUCCAGACAGACAAAGCUGCUAAAGACAUAAAACUGAGCGAUCCCGGUGUCAUCACCUUCUCAUUCCCCCAGACUGAAUUCAUGGCGGUCACGGCCUAUCAGAACGCUCGGUUUGUUCAGCUGAAGGUCGACUACAACCCGUUCACUAAGGGACUGAAGGAGGACGUGUCUGGUUCAUGGGGAGGAAAACUGAAAGCGAGCUCUGGGGAUCCGCUGCAUAAACAAGGAGGAUUGGCUGAGCAGGUCCCUGUGAAGGAGAGCCUGAGGUCUUUGCUGGCAAACCACAAACCUCGAGCCUCCAAAGCAGCGGAGUCCAAGCCUUCAGUGCCCGCAGACCUCAAAGACAGCUCCACUACAAGCAGAGAGCCGCCUGCUGCCGUGGCCCCCGGGCAGGUUUUGGGCAGCGUCUCACGUCCAGCUCAGAAGUUGUUCUCGGAGCUGAUUCGUGAAGCUCACGUUUCGCUGCAGAGAUGCAACCUGGAGCAGCUCGGCAUCAGUCACAGCGGCUCUCUCAGAGCAGAGCAAACCAACACUAAGAACUCGAGUUCGAAAGCUAAAGGACGAGAAGCCCUUAAAGACAGUACAUCUGUUAAAGCACCUCCAGGGAAAUGUGAAAUAAGGACCAUUAAGGACGACAGGCUGAAUUCACUGGACUGUAACGAUGGCGUUGGGACGGGUGGUCCUGGUUGUGGUCGUGCUGCUCCAGAAGGAUCCCAGAGCUCCUCUGAGGACUUGGAGCACCGACCUAACCCAGACGCUACAACAGAGACGGCCACGAAGACGCACAAGCGGCCGGCCCGGCUGCCUCUGCCAGCGCUCGCUCUCUUUCUGAGGCAGCACUCUAAGAAGACGAAGAACAAACCGGACUCUCUGGCCCCUCCUCCUGAGCGCCUGUCCGUAUUGGCCAGUUCUGCUGCUUCUUUUGCACGUCCGCUCUGGGAAGGUACCGCCGGUGCAGCACAUCCCUCCAAGGAUGUCGGCAGCCUGAAGCCCGACCUCACGACCUCCGGAUGUACAGAUCCUCUAGCUGACGUGGUUUUUAAUGUCUCUGGACAAACGGCGUCUCCUCAGCAGCCCGGUCCAGCUGCUGCACAUCUGCUGGCUCCAAGAACUGACGACCGCUCGGCUCGCGUGUCCGAAAGCCCGGGCCCAGAGCCGAGAGGCCCAGAGCCGAGAGGCCCCGACAGCACCCAAGUGUUACCCGGCUUGAACCAGCCAUUCUGCACCCUCGGGGCGUCUCUUACUACCUCUUCACCGCCUCCUGCUGCCCCCCCGCCCCUCCACACAGUGUUAUGUUCUCCAAACUCACCACAAACACCACCUGAAUCAUCGACACCACCUUUAGACUCCCCCACCCUGAGGUCUUCACUCCCUGACCCAGAGUGUUCGUCCUUCGGCUAUGAGCCGAUGUCUCCUGCGAGCUCUCCAGAACCGUUACCUCACCUGCCGGCCUCGAUCGCUUUAGAGCUCGACUCCGCGGCCUCUGAAGCGCGCGACGCAGCAGGACCUCCCGAAGACUCGCAGGACACCGAAGACCCGUCUGUGUUUAAAUGGCAUACAGUGUUACCUCCACCCGAGUCCUUCGUAGACACCUCAUUCACAACAUUUCAGCCUCCACAGACAUUACCUGAGGACCCCGAACCACAGAGUCCAAACGCCUCCAUGCCUGCUCCUGAUCCUCCGCCAUCUUUCCCAGAGAGCGAGCAGUCGCUGCCCUUCCCCGCAGAGCUUUCCCCGCUCGCCCUGCAACUGCCUCUGUCGCCAACCUUCUCGUCAAUCGACGCCGACGGACUCUCUCCCACGCCUUCACUCGCUGACCUCGUGCAGUUUUUGUCCACUGACGUCGACCUCGGGAUGGGGGUGGAGUUUUCGAGCACCGAGGCGGCGGCUGUUCCCUGCUUACCUGUGACGGAAACGCACGAACCUUCUCAGCAGGUCCAGCCGCUCCCAGCCAGAAAACCCUGCAAGCGAAAGAAGAAGGAGGUUCGGCAGCGAAGGCUCGGCAAGAGCGAGGUGGAGCAGGAGGUGGACGACUCCACCUACGGGAGCAUGCAGCCGAACCUGGAGGAGGUGGAGGAGCAGUUGUUCAUCUCUUUCACUUCAAAGGAGGCUCUGAAGCUCCACCUGGCCGACUCCUCCGACAGGCCGGCUCCACGGCCCGCACCUGACGGUCAAAGAGCUGCAGACUCACCUGAGGGCGGUGACCGGCUGGACAUGAGCGAUGAACGAAGCUUAAACCCGUCCAACCCCAAAGCAGAGAGUCUGGCAGAGACGAUCGCUUCCUUCCAGAAGAUUCUGCUGAGAGACCUGAAGCUCAUGAAGCACAGGCAGGUCAUCCACCCUGUGCUGCAGGAAGUCGGUCUGAAGAUGAACCUGCUCGACCCGUCGCUCGCCAUUGACCUGCAGUACCUGGGAGUCCGCCUGCCCUUCCCCCUGCCGGGCGCCAGCAUGGAGCCGCUGUCGACGUCUCAAGGUGUUUCUGCUGCGUUUGUGUCCCGAACAGGAAAAACCACCGACGUCACUCAGAUUAAAGGUUGGAGAGCGAAGUUCACGUUGUCUGAGACUCCGCCCACACCUGCAGCCUGCAGACCUGAAGCUGGUUCCAGUUCAGAGCCGCAGAAGAAGAACCUGUCGGCGUUCUGCAGCGACAUGCUGGACGAGUAUCUGGAGAGCGAGGGGAAGCUGAUCGACGAGCGCGCCGCCAGCUUCUCCCAGCCGCCGGUGGAGCCGCUGGUGUACGAGCUGCCCACCAGGAGCACCAGCUACGUCCGGACCCUGGACCACGUCCUGAAGAAGCAGACCGCCGACCCCGCCUCCUCUGACCUCAUCUCUGGGUUCGUUCCCCCCUCCAAGAGGCCGCACUUCAAAGAGCCUAAACCAGGCCGGAGGAGGCAGAAAGGUUGUAAACAGAGCAAACUCAGACCAGAACCUGCAGCUGGUCCUGAACCCAGUCAGCUGGAACCUCAGCAGCCUGCGGGCCACGCCCCCUCAGCGCCGCCAUCACGCCCAGAUUCAAACCCCAUCAAGAGGCGGAGGAGGCUCAAACCCAGGACCUCAUCUCAGACCCUCAGCCCCUCUAGGGCCACAGUGCCGGUUAUGUCCAGGGACCUGGCCCCGCUGGAGUCGGACUCUGAGCUGGGGGGCGGGCAGAGCGAGGACGGCAGCAGGAGUCGGCGCCAGCCGAUGACCCGGGCUCUGCAGAAACAGAAGGUCCUGGAAGACGGCGCCGUGUGGGAAGGCCUGCGUCGGACCAGCAUCACUACGGAGAGGGCCACCAUCGCCCUCACGUCCCUCUUCACUCAGACGGGUUUCGUGAGCGAGAACCCGACGGCGCCGAUCCAGCUGAGCCGCAGACGAGCGCCGCCGUGUCUGAACGAGUUCUGCCGGCUGGGCUGCGUCUGCCUUGGCCUCUCCCGCGACUCCAGGCUCAGCCACUGCGGCCGGCCGGCGUGCAUGUUCGGCUGCAGCUGCCUCAAACAGAAGGUCGUCCUCCUCAAGAACCUGGACGGGUCCGACUCCAGCCCCUCCCACCACGGGAGCAGCAAGAAGAAGAGGAGGAUGAAGAUGGCCUACGUUCUGAAGGAGGCGGACAGCGUCUCCCAGCCUGCCGCGCGGGUCCGCACUCUGUGGAGGAGGGAUCCCGGGCGCUCGGACCCAGAGCCGGUGCGCAUGCCUGAGGCGGCUCCACAGACCCGCCCUGCGAAGGGCCGAGACGAUCACCGCAGCUGCGCCAGAGUCCGAGGAUACUCCAGGAAGAUCCGGAAACAGAAGGUGAAACAGACUCCGUCUGUCCACCGGGAGGCAACCAAAGGCGCCGUGCGAGCCGAUCGGCCGAACAAGGUGAAAAAGCUGAAGAAGAAGCCUCCUGCAGGUGAAGCCCUUCAGGCUCCGCCUCCUCCGAGUCCUCCUGCUGAGCCGACGCCGACGCCGUCGAAGCGUCUCUUCAUCAGGGCCGACUUUAAGUGGAAGAGCGAGGCCGACCGCACCCUCGUGCUGAUGGAGCUGUGCGAGGCGAUGGCUCAGAACCGGCUAGAGCACCCAUUCUGGAUCAAGAACUUCCUCAUCCAUCCCACCGGCCAGUCUGUGGAAGGCAGCGGCGCCGAGCGCUGCGUCCAGUACCACGUCAAGAUAUCCAGAUCUGCGCUGAAGCCGAGGAAAUCGACAGCGCCGCGCAGACAGGUGGAUGCAGCACGGGUGGGCAGGAAGGCGGAGCCUCUGAAGGAACGUCACAUGAAGAAGGAGCACAGAAUGCAGGAGGCGGAGCCUGUGGAGGACUGGCAGAGGGAGGUGGAGGAAGGUGACAUCACAGAGGAGGAUGGCUUCACGGAUCAACAGGUGGACGAUUGGACAGAGAGCAGUGGACAGGAAGUGACGUCAGAGGCGAAGGUCAACAUGGCUCUGCCUUUCCUGACGGGAAUCUCGCCUGCCGGCUUCCUCUCAGCCAAUAGGAAAGCGCCGGGAGGAACGGACCAGCCAAUCCAGGUGAACGGGAAGCUCUACCCGCUGGCUAAGAUCCAGCUGGGGAGGAUGGGGGCGCUCCACCCGGCCAACCGGCUGGCGGCCUACCUGACGGGACGGGUGAGCUCAUCCCGUCUGCAGCAGCCAUCUCGGCGACCCCCCUCCUCCACCUCUGCUCGGAGGUCGGGGCCGACGCCUCUCGCCGUCUCCUCAGCUGUGGUCUCUGACCUCGCUGCGACCUCUGACCUCGCUGCGACCUCUGACCUCGCUGCGACCACCACAAGCGCAGCGGCCACUACAGCCUCUCCCACUGUCACCACCACUGCUUCCUCUCCUGUGACCCCACCCAGAGCGGUCCCGCCGCUCACCCUCCUGACCUCCAGCACAGAGUCUCUGUCCAGCAGCUCGCCAGCGCCACCUGUUAAUCCGUCUCCGGGCACAGCGACCCCUAAAGCCCCUCAGGUAGUGCUGAUUAAGGUCCCGCCUUCUCCUGGGACGCUUCCUGUCGUGGCCCCUCGCCCUCCGGGCCCCGCCCCCGGGUCUCAGAGGAUGCUCCUGAAGCCGGUCCAGAUGGUUUCCGGCGUCCAGUUUUACCGCCGACCCGACGGGAAACUGGUCAAGCUGGUGCCCGUCAGCCAGCUGAGGGCGGUCACGCCCACUUCGCCUGCACAGACAGGUCCCUCCUCCUCCUCGCUCCGCUCCCCUGCGACCCACACAGUCAGACCCCAGGCUCCGCCUCUGCCCUCCUCGCCGUCCCUGAGCUCUGGCUUCCUGUCUCAGAAGGGCACCUGUACCUUUAAGAUCCUCCCUGCCGACUCCAGCCUGGACCCCAUCAUCGUCACCUGUGCCAAAGCCCCGCCCAAGACCCCGCCCAAGGUGCUGACGGUGCCAGGCUCCUUCACCCUGCUGCAGACACACCCCUCCACCCCCCCCGUGACCCCAGUGAAGCUCCUGUCGCUCAAAGCCCCCGUGCCUCAUGGCGCCGAGAAGGGCGUCGAAGCUGCAGCGGCACCUGUGGUCGCCACGGGAGCAGGGGGGCUGAUCUUCAAAUGUACGCCACCUCAAAUCUCGCCCACCAUCCAGAUACCCUCAGAGGGCGAUCCCACAUCCCCGCUUUCGUUAGGGUCGAAGGUCAUGCCCGCGCCAUCGCCAGGUCCUGAACCUGAGGCGGCUCGGGACCCGGAGGAGCUGGACAUCAUCUGCGUGGAUGACAAGCCACAUGUUACCAUGGAGACACAGUCAGGAGAGGUGACGUCAAGCAGCGAGACGGAAAACUCGUCAGACUUCAGAGAGUCAGAGAGCGACGACGAGAGGGCGCCGCUCGCCAACAACACGGUAGGAAGGCGAACAGGAAACACACAACGAGUGGUCUGCUUGCAGGCGGUGGAGGUGAUCCAGGAGCUGAGGAGGAAGGAGUCACAGCUGAAGAGGAAGAAGAGGAGGCUGAGGAGGAGGCGGGACGAGUACCUGUGGAGCAUCGCGCCGUCAGCAGAUCCGAUCAAACCAACAGCAGCAGUGAUGGCGGCGGCGCCUUUGGAUGAGCCGACAGUUAUCUCAUCAGAUGAAGAACGAGUGGUUGUCACGGACAGCGAUGUGGAGCAGGAAGGUGAUGAAGGUUGGGGCGUUGCCAUGGAGACGGUGGGAGUGAACAGUUGGCUGGCGAGGAAGAGGAGGAGCUCAGAGCUGAAGGAGGUGACAGCUCCUCGCGCCGGCUCCGCCCUCCUCGCAGCUCUCAGAUCGGCCACGAGCAGCUCAGACUCUCCUCAGGAGCUACUGCUGGAGCAGGCUCGACGCGAGAUCGAGGCGCUGCAGUCGGAGAUGGAGGACCUGAAGAGUCUGAGGACGAGUCUGACGCAGCAGAGGGACGGACACGUCAGGGACAUCUGCAGCAGAACAGGUGAGGUCGACAACAUUACCGCGACGACAGCAGCCCAACAGAAGUCCACAGAUGCCCCUCCUACUUCUGUUUCUGCCCCACCCACUCCUACACCUGUCCAAGUGUCAUCGGCCCACAAUGCACCUGUGGACACGAAGCGUUCGAGGACUAUUCCAAACAUCCUGUCUCGCAGUAAGACUCAGGCUCCGCCUCCAUCUGUGAUCACAAAGGCCGCAGAAGGUAAUCCUCCAGGUGACCCGUCGUCCUUUCAGAGUCUCGUUCCAGCUGAUCUUCUCUCUGUGGUCGGGGCACCGUUACCCAGGCAACCAGUCCUGACCCUGAAUGCCGUGAGAGCGGGUUCGAUGGUGCUGCAGCCGGCGCCGUCUCCAGGCUUGACCUCAGUCACCCUAAACAUUCCCACUCUGACCAGUCAGCAAAUCCACCUCACCCCACUGCUCUGCCCACCGGCCAGGCCCCUCGCCGUCACCAACCUGACAGGCUCCAGCCUCAGCGGCGUGCUGAAACUCAUUCAGACCAACACGCAACAGCAGGCUCCGCCUCCAACCCAUCAGCUGCUCCCUGGUCUUCCGGCUCCGCCUCUAGAGGUCUGCGAUGCUUCAUCUGAGUCCUCAGAUCGAAUCGUACACCAGGACCAGACUCCGCCCCUCGGUGAGGUCAGACCUGCAUCCUGGUCGUAUGACAGCCAAACAGAGGAGAGAGAGGCGGAGCCUGAGAGCAGGGGCGAGAACAAGAGCCUGCCGUCGCUCCUCGAUGAGUUGGUCUUCCUUAAUCAGCAGGUGGGAAAACACCAGGACGCCGCAGCGGUGGAUGGCGCUGACGAGGAGGGACACACCCACAGCCCCUGGAUGCUGCAGCUGGACUCAGACUCUGACACAGAUGGGGUUGGGCCUAACCUCGAUACAGAAACCAUGUUGACCACUCCAGGCAGUCCUAAAGGAGGCGUGCUGGCCCCGCCCCCUCUGCUGCAGAUGAAGGUGGGAGGAGCCAAAGUGGCAAGCCCAGGCAACAUGGAAAGAGAGGGCACAGUGGCAGCGGGAGAAGAGGGGCAAGGGCACAGGGGCGUGGCCUGGAGGCCGAUGCCGAGGCUGGUUCCUCUGGGAUUAAGAGGAAACGCCCCCAGCUGACAUCACACCGCAGAAAUAAUGAUGUCACAGCAGCUGCACCUUCCUGGUUGGGUCCUGAUGGGGAAAAAAGAAAACCAUGACUGAUUGUGGCGCUUCCAUGGUAACAGUCAGUUAUCGUUUGGGGAUUACUAAAGAUCAAUAUUCAGGUAUUGAUUGGUUUGGAACAGGGCGACGUGUCCUGGUUUUCCGACGCGCUGACCGGAAAAACGCAGACGCUGCUUCUGAAAAAUAUGGAAGUGCCUUAAACCUGCGUUCUACCUGACAGCCACCAGGGGGCAACGCUGCAGUUCUGUCCUACAGAAGUCUGCAGCACAACGCUGCUCUGACCUCUGACCUCUGUACACGCUUCAUGCUGAGUUCAUGUAUCUCAAUCAUGUCUUUCAAAAUGGAGGAUCAGCUGUGGUGUUUUGUUGAUUGCUCAUUGGCUAAUGACUCGUCAGUCACGGGUCAGACCCGCCCCUCCUCCUCGCAGCUAAGAUCGUGGGGAUUUCAGUUUUUAAAAAUGUCUGUUGAACCUGUCACACCUGUCUUUGAAAGAGUUUCUGUAGCAUCCUGUUUUCAGUGGCUGCAUUCAGAGAAACUUGAUGGCGUGCUGAGGAAGAAGAAGCGCUGUCGCCACAGAAUGUUCUGAUGUUGCGUUCAAAUGUCUUCCUGUUUGUAUCGGUGUCAGGUGAGCCGAGAGACGCCUUCACAGGUUGCAAGUUCAUGUCUGAGAGUGGCGUCCACGUCACAAAGAGAGCGCAUUCGGGCUACUCGCCCCCAAACGUUCAAACUUUAUUCUGAAGGUCCAGCUAUUGUUUCCUGCUUUUAUUUUUUUAUUUAAAGGAACUUUGUGAAAGCUGUCAGUGUCUCACCAGGUGGAAUGUUUCAGUUUCUUCAUGUUUUGCAGGAAAAACGCAGUCAUCACAGGGGACUCACCUGGACUCACCUUUUCUUUUUCUUAAUGACUUUUUCUACAUGUUUACCUCAGCUGUCCUAACAGCUGGAAGGAAAACAGGUACCAAUAAAAGUUAAAUAUUUGAGUCUGCAUCCUGCUUUUAUUCAA